Rhea pennata is the source of this 4750-nucleotide messenger RNA. RefSeq names its product ring finger protein 6 (gene RNF6). Gene Ontology annotation, cellular component: nucleoplasm; cytoplasm. Gene Ontology annotation, biological process: ubiquitin-dependent protein catabolic process; protein ubiquitination; positive regulation of DNA-templated transcription. The record is from RefSeq and is a predicted model, not a curated record. Bases 1505 to 3613 code for a protein of 702 amino acids. Lineage: Eukaryota; Metazoa; Chordata; Aves; Rheiformes; Rheidae. Gene Ontology annotation, molecular function: ubiquitin protein ligase activity. The transcript has 5 exons.
GGUCCGUUUCUUGCCGGCGUAGGCGGCGGCUGCAGCUGCCGCUGGGAGGGAAGCGGAGCGCGGAGUAGGGCUAGACCGGGCCGGGCCGGCCCGCGCCCCGGCGAGGAGGCGGGGACGGGCUCUCGGGGGCCCCCGGUGCCGCAGCUCUCGGCGAGACUCCCCCAGGGCACGCGGCGGCAUGGGCGCCUCGCCCCCGGUUUGGCGCAGCGGGUGAUGCCGUUCCCCGCAGGGCAGGGGGGACGAGGCGGCGGGCGCGGGCCGCGCCGGAGGGAGUAGAUCCGGCCGGUGGCGGUGGUAGUCUUUCAGAAAAUGAGUGCUAAAUUGAAUUGUGGAUAGGAAUUCAUGGAAAGAGGCCAGAACCUAAAAGCAUAAGGUAUAUAUUGCUUUGAUAAAAAUGAAUGUAGAUCUUUGAGAGUGGGCUGCAGGAACUGUAAAAUAAAAACUGAAGGAAUUAGCCUUAGACUGAAAAUUCUAGAAAAUGUCGAUAAACCCUUGGUAUGUGGCACCUGUUUCUUUACAGUGGAAUAAUAACCCUGAGUCAUAACUGGAUUUCUGUUUCAUUUAUCUUUCAUCUUAGUAGUUAAUACCCUUCAACUUUCAAUACUCUAAAGUAUUUUAAGUGCCAAAGUACUUGAUUUUCAUGGUGUUUGAUAACAAUAAAUACAGGUAGUAGUUGUUAUCCAUGCAGUUAUUUUAAACAGAUGGGAUAACUGAACACUUCACACUUCUUGGUGUUUCUAAGUGAGUCAUUUAAAGAGUGUGAUUAAUCAUCCUACUAUAAUGGUAUUUUUUUCUACCACCUACAAAAUCUGAAGUAGAUAAGAGAUUUUCAGAUUGUGUGUAUGAAAAGUAGAGAACCUUUAUUUAGGUAGAGGAAGAGUGCAUGUGAUGAACUUUUCAUCUUAAGAAUUUAUAUCUGAGCUUUACUGUGCAGAAAUAUGAUCCAGUAAGUCAGUUACUUGUUUUCAAAAGGUUUACCUGACCUUUUUCUGUGGUACUUGUCUCAAGUUCUAAGUCAUCUGGGUCAGAGGGACUUUCCUUAACAUUCAGUGCUCUGUGGAUUUGGCAUUUUCAGAACAAUAGUCAAGUGCUGGUGUUCCCAGGACAAACUUAGUGUUUCCUGUAUGUUGAGUGAAGUGAGGGGUGCUGUUGCGUUUGUUUUUAGUAACCAAGGUGAUGGAACAAAAACCUGGAUGAGAAUUUCCUGAUUUGAACAUAGCCACUGUGCGAAAUGGAAGUCAGCAAUUAUUUACACCUUGUGAGGCUGAGCAAUGAGAGCAAUAGUACUGGGGGCAGGAGGGGAAGCCAGCUCUUAAGGGCAAUAGAAAAUGUUUUGAAAGGGAGGUACUUAGUUUUGACUUAUUUUAAGUUAGUUAAAGAACAAAGAGGGAAUUGUUAGAUGCAUUGAGAUACCAUAUGAAAUAUAGAAGACAGAUUGGGGGGUGAUUCUUUGGGAAGGGAUGUUUAGAAGUAUGGUUACCUAAGGGGAAGAAAGAAGUAGCAUAUGGGGAGGAAAAGGAGGAGACCAAGGAUGCAUCAGAAUGGAUCCCACAAAGAACAUGAGAAAGGGUGGCUUGGCAUUAUCGCCAUGGAUCAUUCUCGGCACCGUGCAGGGAAUGGCAAUGAGCAGGCGUCUUCACGAGAACGCAGUUACGGUGAAGAGGAGAGACAACGACAGCUAGAGCGCCUCGGUAGGGAGGAGGCUUAUUACCAAUUCAUUAAUGAACUCAAUGAGGAAGACUACAGGUUAAUGAGAGACCGCAACCUGCUUGGCACUCCUGGAGAAAUAACAGCAGAAGAGUUGCAGCAACGUUUGGAGGGGGCUAAGGAGUGUCUUGCAUCACAGACUGAUCCUGAAAACAGAGACAGUGAAGGCAGAACAACUGGAGAUUCUGAUGUUCUUGGAGAAAGCUCAAAUGGUGACUCUUUGCUUGAAUGGCUGAACACAUUUCGUCGCACAGGAAAUGCCACUCGCAGUGGACAGAGUGGGAACCAAACUUGGAGAGCUGUGAGUCGAACAAAUCCAAACAGUGGGGAGUUCAGAUUUAGUCUUGAAAUCAACAUAAAUCAUGAACGUAACAAUUUUGAAACUGCUGGUGAAGAGUAUGUGGGUAUAGAUAGUAGCAGAAUGUAUUUAGACAGAAGGCAUCAAAGAUCUGUCAGUCCAGUAACUACACGAACAAGGAGCAGGACCUCAAGAGAGGCAAACAGUGACGCUUCAAGCACUGCAAGGACCAGGUCUGUAAGAAGUUCAGUGACACAAAGCUCUGAAGCAGCCUCUCACCCAGUCUCUGGGAGGCUCAGAAGUAGAGCUAGGGAGUCGUCAGGCCUUUAUAGAACAACUACUGUACGUAAUAGUUCUACAGCUACUGGUGAACAAAGAGAAAUGCCAGAAAGAGGUACUUCUACAGGACUUCCAAGAGGUAGAGCUAAUGUUCGGAUGAGUACAAACCAAAGACUGGAAAUUCUGCGGUUAAGGUCUACUUUGAGUAGUCGAAGCCGCUCUCCGCUGCAACGACAAGAUGACACUGCCCAUUCUGAGGAGCAUGGGCAAGAUAGAAGUACACAACAAACCAACAGAAGUAGAAGACAGACGGUGCAACUUUCUCCACAGGCAGCCGAAGAACAAGCAAGGGGUAACACUCAGACUUCCCAACUGUCCAGUGCUUCCCCUUCCUUGGGAAUAACUUUCGAAGAGGAGGAAUCUAGUAGGCCAAUAGCUGCUGUUAGAAGGCAUCCAACAAUUACAUUAGAUCUUCAGGUGAGAAGAAUUCGUCCUGGAGAAAACAGAGAUCGGGAUAGUAUUGCUAGUAGAACUCGUUCUAGAGUAGGAAUGGCAGAAAACACUGUUACUUUUGAAAGUGACAGCGGGGGCUUUCGACGUACGAUAUCACGAUCAGAACGUGCUGGUAUUCGAACCUACGUUAGCACUAUACGGAUACCUCUUCGUCGGAUUUCAGAAACUGGACUUGGUGAACCUUCGUCAGUGGCUCUUCGAUCAAUCCUUCGACAAAUUAUGACAGGUUUUGGAGAACUGAGUUCAUUAAUGGAGACAGAAUCUAACUCAGAAAUGCAAAGAGGUGGUCAUCACUUACCAGGUGUGCACUCAGAGCAGAGUAACUCAAAUUUGGUAAACAAUAGCAGUGAUCCAAGUGAGAUUUCUUCUAGGAAUGGGCGUGCUGUAGAAGGCAGCGGUGAAACAAAUGGACAGAGCGAUGUUCCUCAACAUUAUGGUCGCAAUAAUGAAAGUCAAGAUAACAGACAGUCUCAAGAUGCUAACAACCUAGUGGAAAAUGGAACACUGCCCAUUCUUCGACUUGCUCACUUCUUCUUGCUGAAUGAAGAUGAUGAUGAUGAGCGUUUAAGAGGUUUAACCAAAGAACAGAUUGACAAUCUUUCUACCCGGAACUAUGGGGAUAUUAACACUGAGAAUGACAUAAGUAAAACAUGUAGUGUUUGCAUUAAUGAAUAUGUAACAGGAAAUAAGCUAAGGCAGUUACCUUGCAUGCAUGAGUUUCAUAUUCAUUGUAUUGAUCGCUGGCUUUCAGAAAAUUCUACUUGCCCAAUUUGUCGGCAGCCCGUAUUAGGGUCUAACGCCACAGACAAUGGCUAAAAUUAUUUGUACUACUCAGUACUCAAGGAUUUACUUCUGUUCUAUUUAUGAUGAGCCAGGUGGAAUGAGUUCAGUUGCAUAGGGGUUUGUUUGUGGGGAGAUUUUUGUUAAUUCUUUUAAAAUAAUAGGAAACUUGUCUAAAUCUAGCAAUGUAAAUACUAUUUUUCUCCAAGUGCAGAUCUAGGAGUACAUGUAGAACCAAAUGUUAUCAGUAAAGUUUAUAUUUUUUUAGAUAAUUUUGUUAUGCUAAGCACUUUUGUAAAUACAGAAAUGCAAUAGUUAAUCAGUCCUGCUUAAUGUAUGUUUUUUUUAACAGUGUAAUGGACUCACUUUUAUUUAGAUUAUGAAAUGUUUCACACAGACUCACCACUGUGCUGAAAAAUUAGUGUCUAAAUAGCCAUUCAUUAGCUUUUUGUUCUAAGAACAAUUUCUUUUACAGAGAGUCUCUUGCUGGACAUGUUUGCUAAAGAUAUUUAAGUUACUUGAAGUGCUCCUUUUAAUAUACAGUAUAUUUUUUUUAACAUUGAAAUAUCCUUUCAAAAAACUUGCCAAUUUGGUUCUAUUUGAAAUUUUUAUGGCAAUUUUUGCAUGUGGUUUUACACAAUGCUUAAUGCUGACAAGUUCAUAUUCAAAAACGGAUGGGUUAGUGACAUUAUAAAAUGUACAUAAUUUAAUGCUGUCUCUGACAAUCGCUGUCUUUUCAAUACAGGCAGCAAUCAAAUCAAUGAUAAUUCCAAGAAGAUGUGUCUUACUGAACAUAGGUACUUGUUCAAAGAAUAAAUAAGCAUUGAGGAAGCCUUUUUACUGUUCCAAACUACUCAAUUGAUAUUCAUGUUCUUUUUUAACUGCCUUAGUUUAAAGAGGGAAAUAAUUCCUUGACCAUUAUAUUGUCUACAAUAUGCAUGAUUUCUGCAUCCUACUCAGAAAAACAAAACAAAAGCUUAAAAUGUUUUUGUAUAGAAAUCUCACAGGUACAUAUAUAAUGUUAGUUCUCUUAAAACAUGUCUGAGGACCAAAUGGGAAAAGACACUAAAAAGGACAAAAGAAGCUUCCUUUAAAGUCCCCAGAUUCCUGUACAAUUAGAUAUUAAACUUUAUACCAAUAACUUAUAAAGAAAUAAAGUUGCAAAGUAAAUAA